Messenger RNA from Stylophora pistillata, 937 nucleotides. RefSeq lists its product as uncharacterized. NCBI's taxonomy places the organism in Eukaryota, Metazoa, Cnidaria, Anthozoa, Scleractinia, Pocilloporidae. The record is from RefSeq and is a predicted model, not a curated record.
UUAAAACGAACUUUUUUGAAAUAUCUCAUUUUUGACACAAUUAACAAAAUUGCGAAUAAAAAUGUUACUUUUUAAAGUUUGUAUUCAUCAUUUCGUGUGUAAACAGCAUUAAGGAAAAGCUUGCGAGUACAUGAUAAUAUUUCAUUGUUCAAAAAAAGUUAUGGAUGGUUGAUCCUCCCCGAAUAGACAAUCAAAAUAAAGUCACACUUAGUCAGGACAUUACACGUACUGUUUAUGCGAUAUAAAAGGUUUUUCACCCACCUAUACUCAUUCAGUGUGCGGUUCGUUUUCUCGGACACAUGUACCAGUUGACAUACUGCUUUCUCACCUUCCAGAAUGAAUUCGUAUUUUUUAUUUACUUUUUGGCUGCUUUGCUGUCGGCUACCCGAGGCCAUUACGCUUCGGGAGAUUUGUUAAACGACGAAGCGUUUGAAGCCCUCGAAGAUAUACGAGAUGAACCCCGGCUGCCGAGGCUUAACGAAGCGCUUAUUGAUGUGCCGAUGGUUCAAGAAGACAGUCAUAAUAUGACCUGUGACUGUGACAGCGAGUGUGACAAGCUUCACGUGAGAAGGCUGCCACACGAUGUUCAGGACGAAGAAAAAUACCUCACCUACGAAAACUACCUAGUGUUAUGCCCUGAUGCUGCUGCCAUGUAUCUGCCACGCCUCCCUGGUGCAAAUGACCCAGCCAAGAAGUAUGUGUGCAAACAAGUGUUCGACUGCUACCGAAGUUGUAACCAGCAUUUUUACUCUUGUAUCAGAGACUCUGGCAACAACUAUGGUCUGUGCAUGCGCGGGGCUUAUAAAUGUAUGUGCGACUGUAUUGAUAACAAAUCCUUCAACGAACUCCCUCACAAGCCCUGAGUCCGCCACUGAACUUUGUAACAGACACUGCUACCAUUAUCCUGUAAUGUGACUCUCUUCAGUUGGAGUCUAUC